Messenger RNA from Desarmillaria tabescens, 1325 nucleotides. RefSeq names its product Alpha/beta hydrolase fold-1. The record is from RefSeq and is a predicted model, not a curated record. The coding region runs from base 89 to 1111 and encodes 340 amino acids. The transcript has 6 exons. NCBI's taxonomy places the organism in Eukaryota, Fungi, Basidiomycota, Agaricomycetes, Agaricales, Physalacriaceae.
ACGCUAUAAUAUCUGCCAUGGAUUCACUCUUCUUUUCCGUUUACUGCCACAGAUACUUCACCGACAUUACCUGACAACGGCGGCCAGCAUGUACAGCGAGCUCUUCGUUUUGGAUGGUGUGCAGCCUAUUGGUGGUCGAAAAGGACCUGCGCUGAAGAUGACGGCAAGGAGAUACAGAAUACGAGGCACCAACAAGGAAAACAUCGACGGGCUCACUCUGAUAUUCGCCCAUUGCAUCGGGUCUCAUAAAGAACAAUGGGAGCCUACUAUUGAACGAAUCUUUGGUCUCCAAGAGGCCAAAUCGCCGAGGCAUAGAAUACGUGAAGCGUGGGCGUUUGACUGGCAGAAUCACGGUGACGCUGCGUUGCUGAACGAGCGCGCGUUGAGGGAACGGCCUGAAGGAGUUUCUAUAUGCGAAUGGGCCCCUGCAAUCGCCUCGUUUGUUCGUUCACCUCGGAUGAGGGGACACCGGAUAGUCGGACUAGGUCAUUCAGCGGGAGCCGGAGCCAUGAUGCUGACAACCCAAAGCUCCCCUCCAUAUGCCGGCUUGGUUCUCAUCGAACCCACUAUGAUUACGGAGGAUGUCUUCCGAGCUCACUUUGCCGACCGUAUGGCGACCAUGGAGGGUGCCGUGUGCGCGACGAGCAUUCGACGCCACCGGUGGGCAGGGAGAGACGACGCGCGUAGUUGGCUCUCCGGGAGAUUUCCGUGGAGAGUCUGGGAUGAAAGAGUCCUGGAUAUUUUUGUCAAACACGGACUACAGGAGCACCACCAGGGCGGAGUCGCCCUCAAGUGUGAUAGGAAACAAGAAGCCAUGUCUUAUCCAGAUGUCGAUGGACACUUCGAGGCAACGACUGAGCUCGCGAAGGUUUGCCAUGCCGUGCCAGUUCAUGUUAUUUGGGGAACGUAUAAUGAUUUAGUCCCCAAUUAUUUCCAAGAUUGCCUCAUUGAUGCGUCGCAAGGCCGGUAUGUCGCCUCUAUGACCCGUGUCAGAGGAGCGGGACACAUGAUUGUGCAAGAGAAGCCGGAUUUGUUGGCGGAGACGAUCUGCGAUGUGUUGGACACCAUUGGAGUGAAUCAUCGGGCUGGCUCUUCACGGUCGAGGCUCUGAGGCAGAUUCCCUUGGUGUGAAGGAUGUCAAUGUACGAUAUAGGAAUUUGGAUAUCAGUAGAUGGUUUGCAGUCAGUUCAGAUGGACAGGUUCUCACAAGGAAGUAUUCAGUCUUGUCAUAUAUCCUUUUGAACCAGACAAUGCAGGCAGGUCCGUCGUAUGAAAGAAAGCGGCAAAACUUUAGAGAAUAUAUGACUUCAUAUGUCUUCAGAGCU